UCCAUUCAUUGGUGUGCGUUAUCAUACUGUACGUAAAUAAAUUUUAUUCUCUGACUCAUAAAUUCGGGAUAGGCUUUUUUAAAAAAAAAAUGUCUAAAAACAUAGUGUUCGAGGGUUGGCUUACGAAAUCACCACCUUCGAAACGUAUUUGGAGAACUAAAUGGCGGAGAAGGUGGUUUGCCUUGCGACAGUCGGGUGAGCUCCCAGGGCAAUAUUUCCUAGAUUAUUAUGCCGACCGUAAUUGCAGACGGCUCAAGGGUACGAUCAACUUAGAUUUCUGUGAGCAGGUGGAUGCUGGAUUGCAUAUGGAACGUACAAAUCAAGGAGCACCAGACCCAAAGCUACGUGGCUCUGUAUUCACAAUUCAAACGCAAACACGAACAUACCAUCUUGAAGCUGAUUGUGAAUCCGAAAUGGAAAAAUGGGUCGAUGCAAUCUGUAGUGUAUGUGGUUUACGUGCAACUGAUGAAAUGCCAAGUUUUUCUGGCAUAUACCAAAACCAUGCAGUGGCUGUAGACAAUCACCCGCAUGCAAGGUCAAGAUCUAAUUCAAAUUUCCAACCAGCAACACCCGCUGUCAAUGGUCAAGCUAGCUCAUCACCAGCUGUAAAUAAUGUUCACUACACUGCUGUAGCUACGAAUGACCAACAUAAUUCCUUGGUAUCUAAUGAUCAAGAAAUUGCCAUUGCCCUCGCAAAUGAUCAGUAUGAUUGCGGUGAAAGCACUGGACCAUAUAUUCCAAUAUCGGAAUGCAUUACAGGUGUUCGUGCUCCGGAUACUCAAAGAGCAUUCACAUUUGAUCCUAAAAAUAUUGUAACCAGCACAAAAACCUUUGAUAAGUCUGACGCUAGCAACAAAUUCAAAACAUAUUCGUAUCACGGCACACCUCAGAUACGCAUUAACAAUGUUGCAGUUGAAUCGGAAAACGAUUCUAACAGUGAGGACGAAUGUAGAUCACUGAACGCUAGUCAAUAUAACAUAGGGGAGGUAACGGUGGCGAAAAGUUUCACAAGGUUGAACAUAAAUUCACAACGCAAUAAUGGAACUGGUGAUGAUGGACCGCCGGUACCUCCGCGUCCACCGAAAACGUUCUCAUUGAACAAAGAUUUAGCGCAUCGUGAAUCUUUCCAUGGACCGAAAGUUCAAGAACCAAUCGAAUUUCAAGAAAAUACUUCUCCAUUCCCCUGGAUUUGCUUGCCACGUCAAACGCACCACAACACGGCGCCUUCGUCUCCCGGCCGUUCCGUCAUCAGCCACUGCGUCCGGACCACGGAUGAUGAAGAUGAUGCCGCUAUGGGACAUUCAAUGCAGUACUGCAAUCUUUCGACGCUACCGCCGGCUGUCGAUAGGGCGUUAAAACCUCGUCAUUCAAGUCACAGCAUCGGCAAUAUGUACAACUUCUCUGGAUUGGGAAUAUGUGACGAAUCGAAACCGGAUGUAUUGCAGUAUUUAGAUCUCGAUCUUCAUACGUCUACACCUCCUUCGUCUAAUUCGCAAGACUUCAAGAAAUUAAGCAUUAUACACGGAAAAUCGCAUUCCUCUGCUGAUGCCGAUUCUGCGUAUAAAACCGUGGACUUCUUGAAGACAGAGGCGUUCAACAUCACACGUCAGGAUGCUGAAGCUUCUCGGAGCGUGCAACAAUGAUUGAGCCCUGACAUGGGUAGGAUCUAUAAACUAGUGAUAAACCCUAAUGACUUGUUCAUACGUUAAGAGAUGGACGCUCUCUGACUAUGAGACGAACUCUUGGAAUUGUGUUGUGUAAAUAUAGGAUAUGACCGAACGCGAGGGAACGAUCGCAACUGUAAGUUUUAUGUUUUAUUAUAUCGACGAGAUACCUUAAAGUAUUAUUUUACAUGUGUGCAAAUGUUUAUCGACAUGCAUAGUUUAGGACAGCACUAAUUGCGUUUUGCCUAUUAUGAUAUUCAAAGGUACUUGUAAUACUACUUGUAAUAAAUGUUUGGAUUUUGUUCCUUAUUUUUUUUCCGAAAUUCAGUUGUUUCUCGACCAUGAUUUUAUACUACGAACUUGAUCUUUGAUUCUCGUUUGGGCAAAUUGUUAUUAGUGCGUAUUUAUGACGUCAUGUGUGCUCUCUCUUUCUCUCUCUUUACAUAUUCGUACAUGUUGAUAUUUCACUUCGAUAUUAAGCACUUUUAGUUCAAUGACAAUUUAUCUGAGUGUAAAUUAAAGAACGGAUAAUGAGUUUCGUGUAAUUACGUCACAGAGUAUAAUAGCAUCAUAUUUAUUUAGAUUUGUUGAAAAAUUUUAAGCUAUAAUUUUUAAUGUUAUAACGUUCUUUAUCAUCAAAUUACGAUAUAUAAAUUCAAAAUUGAAAAUUAUUUAUGCUUUUAUUAUAUUCCGUGGAAGAUAAAUGAUGGCGUAUUGAACAUCGUUUAAUUGGCAACUUCAGUUCUGGCGUCUACUCGCUGAACACAAGAAAUGCUUUUAACGGUCUCUUUUUUAGCAAUUCCCAGUUUUUAUUAUAAACGUUCUCUUUGUUCAAAUUGUAUUGUAGCUGGCAGGAUAUUCAUCCAGAUUCUUAUGUUCUCGUGAUAUAUUAAAUAUUUUACAAGACAAUUUUACUAACAAAUUAUUUUAUCAAAUCAUUCAAUACAAAACAAACAGACUGAAUAAAAAUAGAUUCUAGUUAAAACGGAACAAGGUUUUAAAUCUAUUAUUCAAACACGAAAUGGCGAUUGUGCAAAAAAUCGUUUUACAUAAUUGAAUGAACUCCGAUCGCUUCGACUGCAACAACAUCGAUCUAAAAUCUACUUCAUUUUCUUAUCUCGAGCUCGCGUAAUCGUAUUAAUUAAAAUCGAUUCCACGAGAUUAAGUUUCUAAAAAAAAAAACUAAAACAUAUUGGACAGGUUUUUUACGUUCGGACAUUUUUUUUCCAGCAACUAUCCCAUUUUUAUAGAAAACUUAAUACAAUCAAUGUAGAUUAAAAAACAAAAAGAUAACGAUUUUUGUAUUUUUUUACACCAUCAAUAGUAAUUCUUUGCAAAAGAAAACGUUUCAGUAUUACAGAAAAAGAUCUUAUAUGAUGACUUUGGUCUCUUCACUUUUUAACGUGGGAGCUGAAGUGACUCCUCCAGUAGUUGUAUAAUAUUGUUUCGAGCAACUAAUAAAAUGUUCGUAUCGAUCUAUGCGUUUUUUAGUGCAUUGGUACAGUUCGUGCGUCCGAAGUAAAUUAAUAAAAAGUAAUAUAAAUAGGCGAUGUCUAGUUUAAUUUUGCCUUUGCAGAGGUAAAAUAAUUUACAAAUCUUGUAGCCUCGUUUUAAAAGGGCCAAAGUAUAUUUCUGUGUAACAUUCUAAACAUAUAUUUCCAUUUGCCAAAUAAUUUGAAGGAUAAUGCAUAUGUUUAUGCUUAUAUGGCAUAACCAAAACAUUACUAAUCCCAACUAUAUUACGCAUUAAGUUAUGUAAACAACCAACAUAGUUAUCAGAAUAAAAUCAAUGAACAGACAUUGAAUUUGUUCUGAUAACACUAAAGUACUACCCUUACUUUUUUAUAUUGGCCCUUUUAGGAUCAGACCACAGAAAGACUUACUCAGAUAAAGCAAUGAUAUUCUCUUCGAUUUCUCAGUAUUUUAAAGAGUAUAACAAGCGCGUGUACUUUAAAUAUGUAAUAAUAUCGUACAAAAUAUUUAAUUAUCAGUUACUUUUUUAUAUUUUAAUGUGUAUAUUUCACCGUAAAAUUGUAAAUAUUGUUAGAUUAUAAUCUAUCUCGCGAGAUUAUAAACUAUCAAAAGUUUACGAACGGUGAUUUAGUUUACAAUAAAAACGAACACAAUUUCGAUAGUUUAUAACGAUACCUUUUGGUUAGGUUAGUUUUUAAAAUCUAAUUGACUUAGGUAGAUUAUAAUCUACUAAAAAUGAUUCGUUAAUUAGGAAGCAGUAGGUUACGGUUUUCAAUCAUUCGACAGUUUACAAUCUCGCGAGAUAGAUUACAAUCUAACAGUAACAUCAUAAUUAUAUAUCAGUACAUUUGACAAUACCAACUCCUAUAUAAUUUUAUUUUGAGUUAUAUUCUGAGAUUUACUUUGAAUCGAUAUUUAAACUUAACUGUCAUUUAGUCUAUUAGGGUUUAAAUUACUUCGGACGGUAAGAGUAAUCUCUUAAAAACGUUAUUUGACAAUGAUAUUUAUACAAAAAGUUAGACGACGCGUCUUUCGUUUUUUUUUUUAAAACAAAAUUCGUCUAGCAUUAUUUUUAUUUUUAUCGCAUUUGAAUGGUUUGAUGGCAACGUUAUUAAUUCAAAAUUAUUAUGUAUCUGUGGGACAUGGUGUUGCCAGUGACGUUCCUUUUAUGUUUAAACAAACAUUGAAACAUUAUACAUAUUUUAUUACUACAGCAUUAACACUCUAUUUUUAUUUAUAUACCUUCUCGCACUUAUAUAUUUGUCGCUUUGAAAAUAUUUUAAACUAUACUUGUACAACAAAAAUACACAUUAAAAUCAUUAUAUUAUUAUAUAAAUUCGAUGAAAUAUUGUAUUAUAAAUAUUGUAGUUAAUAAUUCGUGUGUUAUUAAAUAAUUGAAUAUAAUUAUAUGUCUACUGUAAUUAAUAUUAAAGCGCUAAUAUCAUAGGACAAUAUAUGUUAUAUAUAUAUAGAUCUAAUCACUCGAGAAGCUCGCCGGUCCACGUUUAAUUGUUAUUUUUUAAUAAAAUAAAUUGAACAAAAAUAAUUUAAUUUGUACUUUACGUUUAAGUAGUCUCACACAGACGAAUACCUCUUUGUAUAACGCACGCCGAUACAAAUUUAACGUGGAGAGGAGCGCCUUUGUGAUUGAAUCGAUCUAUGUAUAUGAUAUAUAUUCACGUUCAUAUUACGUUGAAAAGCGAUUUUUGACGGUAUUAAAAUAUAUCAGAAAUUAUUGUGUAGAUGUAUAAUGACGUUAUAUAUUUAACAAUUGGCUUAUUAUACAUUCUUAGGUUCAGGAUACAGAUGACUAAAAUAAAAUAAAUAAUAACAUUUAUUACAUAAUAUUAUGGCAAAAUUGAUUUUGGAAAAAGCCAACACGAUUUUUGAUUUGAAAACAUUUCGUGAAAUUUAAAAAAUGUAAAUUCUUAAAGAUUGGAGUUUUUCACAUAUAUUUCUUAUAGUUUAUUUUUAUUAAAAUCCCAAUAACUCCGAAAUCAAACAAAAUACUUUAUCAGAUAUUUUUGUUGCUUAUUGCGUUUCCACACGAUGUUUAUGGUCAUACUUUAAACGUAUAUAUUAUAUGUAGUUAAUAUUUAUUACAUUAUUAUUAAUAAUACUAUCGAAUCUAUUAUUAUUCAUGUUAUAUCUAAGUAAUAAAUAGAUUCAUAUAUAACAGUAUAUUAUAAAUGUAUAGGUACUAAUUGUCUUAAAAUAAUGUCACGGUUAAUAUGGCAUUGUUGUGCCUUAGAUAUGUUAGUAUCAUUUCUAUCUAUUGUAAAUUUAAUACACCACUAUUAUUAUAGUUUAUAUUUAUGUAAAUAUGAAUGAAAAAGUGAAAAUGUUGUAUUUGAGUAACAGAUGUGUAAAAGUUAUAAUAUUAAUAAUAUCGACGAAAACUAUACAACCGUUCUACCAAAUUAAUUCAAAUAGUGUGUAUAGUAAGUUUAAAAUUUAAAUUAGGGAUAGUUUUAUAGAACGCACAUAAAUGAUGUCCUACACGAUUAAAAACUUAGUAUUCGAAGUUGUUAAGUUCGAAAGCGGGUUUCGAUAACAGAUAUCAGAUAUGCCCCCGAUCAUUAACGAUUCUAUCUCGAAUUAUUUCUUCUAUACGGAUUCUUGAACGAUGAUUUUAACUUUUUAAUUCGAAAACGAUACGAUUAUUCAUAUCUAGUAGAGAACGUAAAAUAAAAUUAUUGUACAUUUUAUGUUUUGAUGAGAAGGGAGCACCAGUAGUACAGACUCCAGUUGAUCAACUCUAGUAAUCUUAAAUCUUAUAUCGUAUAUAUAACAUUUAAAUUUACAAUUUUAAUGAUAGAAAUGAGGGUAUGCAACAAUUCUAUAGUACUUAAAAAUAUUUGAAUGUCUAACAUAGACAUUCUGAAAUAGUAGGCUUGACUAUAGCGUACAAUAGUUUCGUAGGCCGCAAUACAUAGUUCUAUGUCUCAAAUUCAGAAUAAACAUUAAUACAUGAAUAUACCAUAUAUAUAUAUUUCUUCAUGUCGAUUAAAAGGUGUAAAAUAAAAUACGUUUGUUGAGUAUACGUACAAUUAUUGUAAAGCGAUUUAUGAACGUCGAUUUGUAGUGUCUUCGUGUGUACCGCGAUCGUAUAGCGCGUGCACAUUUGUCUAAAGUUAUACGCUGCGAUUUACACGUAACAGAUCUAUGCAAACUGUCAUCAUCAUCAAAUUAGGUAAUAAAUAUAUUAUUUUGUCGAGUGUGUGUUAUAUUGUAUGCUAUGCGAUCAAUUUAAUAAAGAUUAACUAAAAAGUCGACCGUAUGAAUGUAUUGUAUAUAAACUGUAACUAAUAUUAGCCUAAAAUUAAUAAAUACACACAGACUUAGGUGAACGAAACAUAAGUUCGUCUAGGUUAUCUGUGAAUGCAAAUCGCUGGCAUGCACAACUAUAUCGUAUAUCUGACAUUUCACCUGUUACACAUAUAUACAAGUAUUCACUUAUAAUAAAAACAUGCCUAAACUCUAUUUAUACUUUUGUAUAUAAGUAUUACUCCAGUAUUACUCCAAAUUGACUAUUUCACAAUAGAACAUUUGAACGUUAAGAACGAUAAGUCGACAAAUCUAUAUAUUACGUGAUGAGAAAACUUUGUAUCACUUUUUAAUCAAAUUGUGCGCACAGAGGUGUGUGUAAUUUGCUAUAGUUAAAAUGUAUAGGGAAAAGCUGUUCAGAAAACUAAAACGUCUUUGUGUGUGAUAUAAUACUUAAUGAACUAAAAUAUUAAGAGUUUAUGUUAAACUUAAAAAUCAAU
Messenger RNA from Vanessa atalanta (red admiral), 6904 nucleotides. RefSeq lists its product as uncharacterized. NCBI's taxonomy places the organism in Eukaryota, Metazoa, Arthropoda, Insecta, Lepidoptera, Nymphalidae. The transcript has 11 exons. The record is from RefSeq and is a predicted model, not a curated record. Bases 90 to 1643 code for a protein of 517 amino acids.